Messenger RNA from Aspergillus affinis, 729 nucleotides. Its product is annotated as OB fold domain-containing protein. The coding region runs from base 1 to 729 and encodes 242 amino acids. The record is from RefSeq and is a predicted model, not a curated record. Gene Ontology annotation, cellular component: nuclear body; RecQ family helicase-topoisomerase III complex. Gene Ontology annotation, biological process: resolution of meiotic recombination intermediates; double-strand break repair via homologous recombination. Lineage: Eukaryota; Fungi; Ascomycota; Eurotiomycetes; Eurotiales; Aspergillaceae. The transcript has a single exon.
AUGGCCAAUAUCAACCAGCAAAUAUCCGCUCAAUUACAGGGCAAAUCCCUCCCGGUCUCUUCGUCUUGGCUCAACACCUUCGUAGCAUCCACAUCCCACCAGCGCAAUGUGCCCCUCGCCGCCCUGACGCAAACCGCUGUAUUUCGCGUCCUGGCAUCAGAUUUCAGAGAUUCCCUGACGACCAGCUCCCCGUCCUCGCUACUCCCCGCCGAAAUAUCCGACCCUACAGUGCAAGAAAGACGGAUCCAGGGCCCGAUUCCGGUGCAGGUCCUGGACAUCGAAGAUAUCGGCUCUAGUCUAUGGAGCCAAGUCGAGGCCAUCGAGCGCGUCGAACGAGGAGAAGCGAUACGGGGCCGGGAGAUCGUGCGGACGGUGAAUGUAGGCGAAGACAGAGGGGAGGGUGUCGACAGCGCGAACGGUACCGCUGGUUCAAACGAGCUGGGGAAUAACAAUGGUCCGCAUCGACUGAUUGUUCAAGACGCGAAGGGAACAAAGGCCGUGGCCGUGGAAUUGAGACAGGUUCAUGGUAUUGGCAUUGGGAAGCUCGCGAUCGGAGCGAAGUUGCUUUUGCGUAAUGUGACGGUUGCGCGAGGAAUGAUGCUGUUGACGCCCGAGUGUGUGACCAUUCUUGGAGGAAAGAUUGAUGCGAUGGAUCUGAGUUGGAGAGAUGGUCGGAAGGAAAGAUUGUUGGCGAGGAUUACAGCAGCAGCUGGAGAGCAGACGCAGUGA